CAGGAUGGAGCUGUACUGUCAGCUAGAGAGAGGAGGGGACUGCUGCCCUGCUAUAUAAAGACAUGAAGCCCAUCUCCUAGAUGUCACAGUGCCGCCUCUCCCCCAUUGAGAUUCCCAUACUGUCCCACACUGUGCCCUCCUCAUCUCUUCCAAUCACUCUGGUCUGUGGGUCCCAGAGAAUUUCCCUGGUGGUCGCCCAUCUUUAUCUCUCUCCCUCUGGACUGAGGGCUCCCACGCUCCACCUGGCCUCCCAUACAAUCACGCUGAUCUGAAGGCACCUACCGGCCUGCAGCUUUUCAUUCGUUGACGCUUUUCUUGGGACCCGGCUCAAGAUGCCAGAGCCCACAAAAAAAGAUGAGACACCCAAUGGUGAAAAAGAGAGUGUUGCCCCAGACAGUAGUGAGGCGCCAAUGCCCACACCUGAGAUAUCCCUCGAGGUCUCACCUCCACCCCCAGAACAACCGGUAGAGACUGAGGGGAAGGAUCCACAGCCCAUAGAGGUGAUUAAGCCUGUACAGCCAGAACCAGUAGAGAAUGGGUCUAAAGAACCAGAACCAGAGGCGGUUGUGGUCGGGGCUAAAGAGCAAGUCGAGUCUGUGAACUCUGAAGUAAAGGAGGAGGCCCCGUCCCCUUGCUCACCCCCACUGCCUGCAACCGUGAAGGAGGAAGCAGAGCCAGUUGUUACGGAGGUUAACCAACCGCCAGAGCCUGUUGUUACAGUGGUUACCCCACCACCACCACCACCUCCAGAACCAGUUGUUACGGAUGUUACCCAACCGCCAGAGCCUGUUGUUACAGUGGUUACCCCACCACCACCACCACCACCACCACCACAUCCAGAACCAGUUGUUACGGAGGUUACCCAACUGCCAGAGCCUGUUGUUACAGUGGUUACCCCACCACCACCACAUCCAGAACCAGUUGUUACAAAGGUUACCCAACUGCCAGAGCCUGUUGUUACAGUGGUUACCCCACCACCACAACCAGUUGUUACAUUGGUUACCCCACCACCACCCCCACCUCCAGAACCAGUUGUUACGGUGCAGGUUACCCCACCCCCACCUCCAGCAGGUCUGGAAGAGUGUGUGUGUCUGUGCAAAUGCACGAACAUGUGUAUGUGCAUAUGCAAGAACGUGUGUGUGUAUAUAGAUAAAGAUGAUGACGCUACAACCAACACCCCAUCACCACCGCCCCCACCAGAGGAUGCCAAUACAGCCAAGAAACUGUCUAUUGAGCUGCCUAAUGAUAGCGUCCAUGUGUCAGCCAUGGGGAGAAAAGACUCAGUGUGGUCUCUGGGAGAGGGACAGGCUCCAGAGGACCUUGACAAGCCCGUAGACACCCCACCGCUGUCCAGCCUGCUCAUAGAAAGACCCCAGGGCGGAUCCAUCACUGUGGGUGGAGACAUCUCCUUUGUUGCCAAGGUGGAGGCCCAAGACCUGCUCCGUAAACCCACCAUCAAGUGGUUCAAAGGGAAAUGGAUGGACCUGGCCAGCAAGACCGGAAAGCACUUGCAACUGAAAGAAACCUUUGACCGACGCACCAAGAUUCACACAUUUGAGAUGCAUAUCAUCAAGGCCAAAGACAACUAUGCUGGAAACUACAGGUGUGAGGUCACCUACAAGGACAAAUUUGACAGCUGCUCUUUUGACCUGGAAGUGAAAGAACUGGAACAGUCACAGAGUGUUGAUAUUCGAUCAGCCUUCAAAAGAAGCAGUGAAGGACACGAGGAUGCAGGGGAUCUUGACUUUAGUGGUCUUCUUAAACAUAGGGAGCCCAAGCAGGAUGAGACCCCCGAAGUGGACGUGUGGGAGAUCCUGAAGUCGGCCAGGCCAGACCAGUACGAGAAGAUCGCCUUUGAGUAUGGCAUAACAGACCUGAGGGGUCUGCUCAAGAGGUUGAAGAAGACCAAGAAAGAGGAGAAGAAGAGUGAAGCGUUUGCCAAGAAGUUGGAUCCAGCAUACCAGGCUGACAAAGGAGGGAAGAUCCGCUUAGUGGUGGAUCUUGCAGACCCCACAGUAGAGCUGAAAUGGUACAAGAACGGCCAGGAGAUCCGUCCAACUCCAAAGUUUAUCUUUGAGCAAAAGGGCACACAGCGGAUCCUGGUCAUCAACAACUGCGGCCUGAAUGAUGAUGCUGCUUAUUCCGUAGCUGCGGGAGAAGAGAAAUGCACCACAGAGCUGUUUGUCAAAGAGUUACCAGUGAAGAUUACUAAAGGGAUUGAGGCGGUGAAAACGACAGUGAACGAGAGGAUUGAGUUGGAGUGUGAAGUGUCUGAAGAAGGAGCUCAAGUUAAAUGGUGUAAGAAUGGCGUGGAGGUACCGACCGGGCCCCGGUCACGCUACCGUGUCAAGUCUGACGGGCUGAAACACUGGCUAAUCAUUGACGAUGCCUCAAAGGAGGACACUGGAACAUUCUCCCUAAUGGCCUCUGGGGGCACCUCUGAAGCCAAAGUCCAGGUUGAAUUGAAGCCACUGAAGAUUAUUCAGGAUUUGCAGGACAUGACAGUGCUUUUGGGCCAGCCACUGAAGAUGCACUGUGAGAUUUUCCCUGGGAAUGUUCCAGGUCGCUGGUACAGGAACGGACAGUUGAUCCAGUCCAACGACCGCAUCAACAUCCUGCAAAGAGCCAAGAACCACCGAUUAGAAAUUGUGAACAGCACCCUUCACGAUGCCGGGGAUUAUACCUUUGUGCCAGAGGGAUACUCUCAGAGCCUCUGUGCCAAAAUUCAUAUCGUUGAUCCUCCCAGGGUGCACCUGGAGAGCUUGAACUUCCCUGACAACACAGUGACCAUUGUGGCAGGAAAUAAACUCCGUGUGGAGAUCCCCAUCAGUGGAGAACCAGCACCCAGAGUGGUGUGGAUGAAGGGAGAGAGGGUAAUCCUUGACUCUGGCCACCGUGUGCGAGCUGAAACCUUUCCGGAUCACACCAGUCUUACCAUCGACAUCGCAGAGAAGGAAGACACAGGAAACUACAAGAUAGUCCUGCAGAAUGAGGCUGGGGAAGCAGGGGCUAGUGUCAAAGUCAAGGUGGUGGAUAUACCAGACCCUCCUGAAGUUCCCCUAGUCACGGAGGUGGGAGGAGACUGGUGCUCUAUGACAUGGGAACCCCCGAUCUAUGACGGAGGCUCACCCAUCUUAGGCUAUUUCAUCGAAAGGAAGAAGAAGCAGAGUUCCAGAUGGAUGAGGCUGAACUUUGACCUGAACAAAGAGACCACAUUUGAGCCUAAAAAGAUGAUUGAGGGUGUCCCAUACGAGGUGCGCGUCUUUGCUGUGAAUGCCAUCGGUGUGUCCAAACCCAGCGAGCCAUCCAAAGCCUUUGUGCCCCUGGCUGUGACCAGCGAGCCCACCAUGCUGGUGGUGGAUGAUGUCACAGACACCACGGUGACCAUGAAGUGGCGUCCCCCAGACACCAUUGGAGCUGCAGGCUUAGACGGCUACCUGGUGGAGUAUUGCAUCGAAGGAACUGAUGACUGGAGAGUAACCAAUAAGGAGCUGACAGAGAAGACUAAGUACACCAUCACUGGCCUCCCUCCAGAGGCUAAGAUCCUGGUAAGGGUAAGGGCCAUCAAUGCUGCCGGCGCCAGCACUCCCAGAACACUUCAGCACUCUAUCCUGGUCAAAGAGGUCAUCGAACCACCUAAGAUCCGCAUCCCCCGUCACUUGAAGCAGACGUACACUCGUAAGGUCGGAGAAGCCGUCAAUCUCGUUAUUCCAUUCAUGGGAAAGCCCAGGCCAAAGGUGAGCUGGCUGAAGGAGGGUCAGACGGUGGACCCCACGCAGGUCACUAUACGCAACACAGACUGUGACAGCAUCAUCUUCAUCCGCAAAGCAGAGAGGAAGCACUCUGGGAUGUACGAUAUGAAGGUGGAGGUGGAGAACCACGUGGACACGGCCAUCGUAGACAUCCAGAUAGUAGACCUCCCAGGGCCUCCACAGUGUGUGAAGAUAGAUGAGGUCUGGGGGGGAAACGUGGCUCUGGACUGGACCCCUCCAAAGGACAAUGGCAACGCCGCCAUUACAGGCUACACCAUCCAGAAAGCAGACAAGAAGACCAUGGAGUGGUACACGUGUAUUGAGCACUACCACCGCACCUGCAUCACCAUCACCGAGCUGGUGGUGGGGAACGAGUACUACUUCAGAAUCUACUCUGAGAACAUGGUGGGCCUGAGCGAGGGUGCCACCCAGACCAAGGACAGCGCCCUCAUUGUUAAAGAAGGCAUGCAACUGAAGAACCCAGAGUACAUCGACCACGACUUCAAAGAGCCUCCCAAGUUCACCCAGCCCCUAAUCAACACCUUUGCCAUCGCUGGUUACAAUGCCACCCUCAACUGCAGCGUCCGUGCCAACCCACGGCCCAAAGUGAUUUGGAUGAAGAAUAAGAUAGCCAUCAUUGACGACCCGCGCUACCGCAUGUUUAGCAACCAAGGGGUCUGCACCCUGGAGAUCCGGAAACCCAGUCCCUACGACGGGGGCAUGUACUCCUGCAAGGCCAUUAAUGACCUGGGUGAUGCCCUAGUGGAGUGUAAGCUGGAAGUUAAAGUCCCCACUCAGGAUUAGUGAAUGUAUGUUCUCAUCCAAGGGGGCUUUACCUUCUCUGAGCUCAUGCAGCGUGGAGUGCCUUUACACCUGAUCGAUAAGUACAUGAGCGAGACCAAGGCCGUGGAGCAGCCAGAGAAGUAGUCGGACUGAGCAACCGCUGAUACGCCUAGGCUGCCCGGAACCUGUCGUCACACCACUAGUGAUCUGUCUCUCACCAGCAGUGAGGGGGAGGGAGGGUUGUACUGUGUGCGGGUAUGGAGCUAGUUACCAAAGAAGAAGCCAAUUCAUCACCAGCUUUGUGUCAUCUCCUACUAUUCAAAAGGCUCUGUUUAAGCUCAGUUGCAUGUUGGCAGUGUUUUGGCUGUAGCUUUUUAUUUUAGAUGAGUAGUGCGGGAAUGUAUGGUAGGACGAACUGUAAUUUCCACCUAUGUGAACAUGUUUUGUCUCUGUUGGGAUGGGAACUGUGUUUGGGGGAGGGGGCGAAUGUUGAAAUGUAUAAAUAAUAUGGCUUGAUGUCUGUAAUGCAAUGUAUUGUGAUUAAAGAUUUAACUUCCGAAGAUACAAAUAUUAAAACAUUUCUGAUCAGGUGAUUUGCAAUGAGAAUUUACAUGAUUUCAUCAGUCCCUUUAAAAUGCUUCACAUUAAGAUUUUCUGAUUUCAUUUUAUGUUCUUGGAGUAUGAAAAGUAUAGUUGUCUGACUAAUGUUGAGAUUUGGGCUUUCAAACAGACCAUUAUCCAUCUUUUUGUUUAAGCUUUACACUGCAUGACACAUUGUGCUUUCUGUGCUCAUACUGUACUUCAGGCUUGGGUGUAUUCUUAGCCGUCAGGCCAUCUGCUUAUGUUUUAAUCUUCAAUUUGUAAUGUAUGACUCCUAGAAUAAAAUAAAAACAUGUAACAUAU
Oncorhynchus keta (chum salmon) is the source of this 5438-nucleotide messenger RNA. RefSeq names its product myosin-binding protein C, slow-type. The record is from RefSeq and is a predicted model, not a curated record. Gene Ontology annotation, molecular function: protein binding. NCBI's taxonomy places the organism in Eukaryota, Metazoa, Chordata, Actinopteri, Salmoniformes, Salmonidae. The transcript has 33 exons. The coding region runs from base 333 to 4556 and encodes 1407 amino acids.